Messenger RNA from Harpia harpyja (harpy eagle), 2748 nucleotides. It is a transcript of the gene C16H11orf24, whose product is annotated as chromosome 16 C11orf24 homolog. The record is from RefSeq and is a predicted model, not a curated record. The transcript has 5 exons. NCBI's taxonomy places the organism in Eukaryota, Metazoa, Chordata, Aves, Accipitriformes, Accipitridae. Bases 633 to 2081 code for a protein of 482 amino acids.
GGUCUGUGGCAGAUCACCCUUACGCAUGGCAUCACAGAUACGUAAAAAUAUCUUGUGUCUUAUUUAUUCAGUAAUGUCGAGAGUACAGUUGAGAUACCUUUGUCAACGGAAUCCUGCUUUGUGUGGUAUCCUACUGAAAUCUUCUUCAUCUUCUCGUACCUUCAGUAAAGGUUUUCAGUAGGUUUAACUGUACCCUGGGCAAUGUUAGCAAGGUGUCAGCUGGAAUCCAGUAAGUGGUAGGAAGAAUAAAUACUGUUCUUUGACCAAGCUCUCAAAUACAGCAUCCUGUGGGGAUAUCCUAUCGCAGUAGAUCAUGUUCUGGUGGAGUCAGUGAAUCCCUUACCUUUCCCCUCUGCUGUCUCCCAAACUUUGUCUUCUAGGACUGGCAAAGAAAAAUCCUGUCUCAGGAUCCUGUCAAGUCAGGUGCCUUGAUGUCCUACAUGUUAGCCAACUGAAUCCCUGCGAGGCUUGGUCAUGCAACAGCACUCCUGUUUCCUGAUAAAGCGCAAUAAUUCCUGACAGCAAGAAAACAGUUAAAAGUGUUUGCCUGGUAUAUUGCAGUGGAUCUGAAAGUGAUAUAAGAAAGAAUUGCUCCUGGGAAGAGAAGCAUCCUUGCAAGGCCAACCCUGAAGAUGUGGACUGCCAUUGUAUUCUUCCUGCUGAUUUCCUUCUGUAUAUGUGAACACAGGUCUUCUGUCCUGAAAGGGAGAGGAGUCCAUGUAGUACAAAUAAACAGGCUUACAACUGAAAAGCAGUGCAGGCAGGCUUGUCAAAGCCCAGGUGGUUCAGGUAACCAUCACUGUAAUUGGGCUGUGCCCUACCAGAAUCACUGCAUCCUCUUGCAGUGUCACCAGCUGAGCAUGUGCCAGAAUGCCGGCGAACAAGACAUCAGAGAUCUGCUUGGAGAAAUUGUCGGUGGGAAAAGGCAAACAGUCCUGUUUCACCACCAAAGCUAUCCACAGAAAAAGGAGAGGAUGGUGAAUGCACAGGUUGACCAACACAAUGUCGAAAACCUGCUUUCCUCAACUCCUCGGACUCACAAGAUCCAAUUGAGGCAUUUGCUUGAGAUUCAGAGUGAAGGUGUAACGACAAAUGCAAGAAAAACAAUUGCAAGCAAUGCUACCACCACCACAGCGACCACCACCACAGCCACAGCCAUAACAACAAAUGUUACAAACACAACUGUCCUCACUACAGCUUAUGAAACAACUGCCAAAGCCUCAAACGCCCCUGGAAGUUCUGGUCUCCUUGCUGAAGCCAUGUCAUCCACUGCCUCUUCUCCCACUUCUGGUCACAUCCCUGCUUCUACUUCUAGCCAUUUCACCAAGCUUGUGACCACCACCAAAAAAUCAGGAAGUAGUAGCUCUGUCUCAGUAUUGUCCCCCACUUCUACUUCUGCUCCCCUCACUGUCAUUUUUCAAGCAGGUACUCAAAUGCCUCAAACAGAGCAGUUUAACCCAACCACCACUGCCAGCGCUUCCCGCUCUAGCAGCCCCGCCACUGUUGGAGCUGGCCCGAAGACAGCGAGCGCAACAUUGACUAUCCUCAUCCCGCAGAAUGCAGGAAUGUCUUCCACUACUUCUACUCGUGCCAUGGCACUCACCCCCUCAGAGAUUUCACACUCUGCGAACCCACUGCCUGUUGUUACAUCGCUAUAUCUAGAGCCAGAAGCAAGUAGAGCCGCAACAUCCUUGAGUAAAUCAACUUCUCUGGGCUCCACGAGAGGUGCCACGGUUUUAACUACUGCCUCUACAACAGAAACAACGGCUAGGCAUGAGAUAAAGUCAACAUCUCCCAUUUUUUCAACAACCACGGCUCCAGCAGAUGCACCCAAAACAACAGCUUCAGGCCUUGCAGAAACACUGGACACGGACAAUGAAUAUCUUCUCAUUGCUGCCGAGCCCCUGACUCAGUACUUAGUGGAUGAAAGUUCGCUUCUUGCAGUGCUUUUAGUUGGUACGUUUUUUUUCAUAACUGUUAUAGUUCUUUUCCUUAUGCAGGCCUAUGAGAGCUACAAGAAGAAGGAUUACACACAAGUGGAUUACCUGAUCAAUGGCAUGUACGUGGACUCAGAGAUGUGAAAGGGUGGGGAUAAAACAGUGGGCAGAGAGAUGGAAAGGAGAUUGAAAGCCUGCCUGACUUGUUUUUCUUUCCUGUUUGCCUAUAACACAAACUUAAAGUGCUUCCAAAUUUACUUCUAGUGCAAUCGAGGAGAAAUGCCAUGUACUGUAUUAAGAAAAAAAAUAAUUUUUUUUAUCCAACUGUGCAACAGGUUGCUGUAAAAAAAAAAAAAAAAAGAAAAAAAAGUAGUAAUUUUUAAAACUUUCAUAAUGCACAAUAGCUUUGGCCAUUAUUUUUCAUUGUAAAAUAAGCCUAACAAGGGGUAAGCCAUCAUCCUUGAAAAAUGCUGUGGCACUUUUUCAAGUGUUUACACUGCAAGUUCCUUGUGUUACAUUCAUUUCACGUGUGCUCUGAAAACAGAGCAAAUAAUGCUCUCACCUUUUGCAAAGUGCUUGGAAAUUGCCAGAUGAGAAGUGUGCAGUUUUGCUGCAACAGGGAACUUUUAAUCGAAUGUGUGUCAUGUUUCAGUAUGCUUCUUGCUUGUAAAGAGGUCUGUUUACAAAGCAUUGUAAACUCUGUUUACUGCUAACCCAAGAUACCUUUUCACCGUGGAGUGGAUUACUGUGCCUCUGCACUUAAAUGAUCUUAUUUUUAUAUUCACUUAAUAAAGGGGGCCCUGGAAGGGCA